UGCGUGUGAGUACGUGUCUGAAAGAUAAGAGAGAAGCAAGGUUAAAAGUUAUCUCCUAUAUCCUCCCUGUACAGAACGUAUCGAGCAAAUGAAACAAAAUCAUUCCGACGAUCCAGAUCCACGAUCCGCAGUUUAAAGGAAAUUCGACGGUAAAUUAUUUACUAAGAUCAUGUCGACAGGCAAAAUUAUAAAAAAAAUAAUUUGUACCGCAAAGUGUCCGGUACCAAUUGGACCAUACAGUCAAGCAGUCUUGGUAGAUCGCACUCUGUAUCUGUCUGGAAUGCUCGGUAUAGAUCCCAAAACAAAUAAGCUCGUCGAUGGAGGUGCCACAGCUCAGGCUAGGCAAGCUCUUGUUAACAUGAGAAAUGUCUUAGAAGAAGCUGGAUCCAGUUGUGAGAAAGUUGUAAAAACGACUAUUCUGUUAAAUGAUAUGAAUGACUUUGGUGGAAUAAAUGAGGUUUACAAAGAAUUUUUCACUGCGAAUUAUCCAAGUAGGACCACAUACCAAGUUGCCAAAUUGCCUUUGUUUCAGUUCGGCUUCAAUAUGUUCCCAGAGAUUCCGCGGCCCUUCAAUACCCAGUACAAGUGCUUCUCAGUGUCGAUGCUGCCUGGCACUUAUCGCCAGGACGUGGAGCGCGGCGGGAAAAUAAUCAUGCCACCUUCCGCUCUGGAGCAACUCACCAGGCUCAAUAUCAUUUAUCCGAUGUUGUUUAAACUGACCAACAAGAAAACGAACAGGAUCACACACUGCGGUGUGCUGGAGUUUGUCGCUGACGAGGGCAAAGUUUAUUUACCGUAUUGGAUGAUGCAUAAUCUUCUGCUAGAAGAGGGUGAACUGUUGAACGUGGAGAGCGUGUCGCUGCCAGUAGCGACAUUCUCACGCUUCCAGCCGCAGUCGGAGGACUUCCUGGACAUUACGAAUCCAAAAGCGGUGCUAGAGAACGGACUGCGCAGUUUCGCUUGUCUCACCACAGGCGACGUGAUCGCGAUCAAGUAUAAUCAAAAGAUCUACGAGAUGUGCGUCCUAGAGACACGUCCCGGUCCGGCGGUUACCAUCAUCGAGUGCGAUAUGAACGUAGAGUUCGCCCCGCCAGUUGGCUACAAGGAACCUGAACGACAUAUCAAGAAAGACGAGGAGCAGAUAGAGGAUCUAGCAAAUCUGAUGCCGGAGCCGCUUGGCUUUGUGCCGUUUAAAGGCGAGGGUGUCAGGUUGGACGGUAAGAAGCGCAAGGAUUGGCCGAAGCAGGAAAAAACAGUGACAAAGCCAACCUAUGUCCGAGGGAUACCCGAUUACGACUACCAAAUAGGCACGCUAAGGUUCUUACGAAACAUGAAGCCAGUGAACAACAAGGAGAUAAAGGAUACUGACGAAUUCAAGGCCUUCACAGGUGAAGGAUUCUCCCUGAGGAAGUCGAAAAAAUAAUAGGAGAUAACGUCGAUUUUUAUUUAUUUAAAUUUGUAUGUAAGUUUGCGAGCGCGUUCAUCGGAUUGAAUGAGUGGUUUUUUGUAAAAAAGUGUUCUACAAUGUGUUCCUAGUUUGUUAUAAAAAAAAAAAAUGACAAAACGACAA
Dinoponera quadriceps is the source of this 1570-nucleotide messenger RNA. It is a transcript of the gene UK114, whose product is annotated as ubiquitin fusion degradation protein 1 homolog. Gene Ontology annotation, cellular component: VCP-NPL4-UFD1 AAA ATPase complex. Gene Ontology annotation, molecular function: polyubiquitin modification-dependent protein binding. Bases 170 to 1423 code for a protein of 417 amino acids. The transcript is spliced from 8 exons. The record is from RefSeq and is a predicted model, not a curated record. NCBI's taxonomy places the organism in Eukaryota, Metazoa, Arthropoda, Insecta, Hymenoptera, Formicidae.